Molecule: messenger RNA, 570 nt
Organism: Aspergillus oryzae RIB40
Lineage: Eukaryota; Fungi; Ascomycota; Eurotiomycetes; Eurotiales; Aspergillaceae
Exons: 5
Coding region: 1-570 (189 amino acids)
Molecular function (GO): ABC-type transporter activity
Source: RefSeq, a predicted model, not a curated record
AUGCUAGGUCUCGCAGCUGCGCCAGCUGGAAUAAGAACGAUGUCAGAAGAGAAGUUGGUAUUUUACCGCGAGAUACGUGCAGGCCAUUCAAGUAGCGCAUAUUUCCUGGGAAAGGAGCUGUCCACUAGGCCAAAAAUGUUCCUAUCAUCUUUACAUUUCACCACAUUUUACACCAUCCUUGCGACUCCAGUCGUUCCAUUUGAGGCUUUGCUCUUGCUAAAUACUAUCUACUUUUUCUGUAUCUACGGAAUAGCCUCUCUCGUGGCAUCACUGGUUAGUCGCCAAGACGCAUUGUUGCUGGCAAUGCUCGCAAGUCUGAUAGCCGGCAUCUUCAAUGGUGCCGGGCCGCUCCUUGCGGAGGUCAAGUCGUGGAAUAUGACCUGGUUCUGGUAUAUUUGCCCAAGCAUGCCCCCUAAACAAGAGCUCAAAAAGCAGACCUGGUACUCGGAGGCCUUUUUCAGCGAGCAUACCACGCCAUUCUCGUAUCUGUAUGACGUUCAGGCAUCAGCAAGCUUUGUUGGCUACAUCACUGGCCGGACCCAGUUGGAUUUGGGAAAUCGUUCCAGAUAG